GAAUGUCAUUAUCCGGCCAAGGCAUAAGAAGAAUCGUAAGUUUUGUACGACUCAGAAGUGGGACUGCAGGUCUUCGGUUGGUGAGAAUCAUAAGAAUCUUUCUUCGCGGCGACUCUCCAAGUGCAUGAUAAAUGCGGGACUACAUUCAACAAAACGACACUGAAAAUGGAAACAUCACCAAGAUAGGGUGACACUUCCCGAUCAGAGCUCUUUCAGCCUAGAGCUAGCCUUUCCUUUUAGGCAAUGACAGGAAUUUACUGCCGAAGUUUGUACGCCUUCAGCGGGAAACAUGGCCAAGCGCUCAAAUUCGAGGUGGGAGAAAUAAUCGAGCUCCUGCGACCACUGGACGGCGGGUGGUGGGAAGGAGAGAUAGAUGGAGUCAGAGGAUGGUUCCCUGCGAAUUAUGUGAAGGUUCUGGAGUCUGUGGCCGCCACUCCGAGUCCACUAGAGACAGACAACCGGACUCUUCCCAAGGGCUGGAAGUGCUACCUGUCACCUGACGGACGCGAGUACUUUGUCAACUCCACCACAAAAGAGACCACAUGGAAGCAGCCUUCCUCCUCCUCCCCUUCCCCCUCUUCCUCUUCCUCAGCUGGAUCUCCCAAGAGCCUCCUGCCCAGAGCCACGUCUUCAAACUGCUCCUCCUCAGUAAACGGAUGCCAGACCAGCAGAAGUCCUGCGUUGCUGUUGGAGCCGCCCGAUUUGGCUCUCCAGAAAGCCAGCGUGGACAAAGAGAGCCCCGGCUCCACCUCCCCCGCCAGGAGGCACAACAAGGAGAGGGAGAUCAAGGAGACCAAGACAACCAUCAACGGCGUCACGUUCCCGCUGCCUAUGAGCAUGCCUGAGCAGCAGCUACUGAAGCCCAAUGAGUGGAGUUACUGCGACUAUUUUUGGACGGAUAAGAAGGACCCACAGGGAGGUGCAUGUGUGCCUGGCUUUGAGGUGCUCCUGCAGAAGCAGAUCAAGGGCAAGCAGCUGCAGAAGGAGAUGGCAGAGUUCAUCCACGAGAGGAUAAAGAUUGAGGAAGAGUAUGCCAAGAACCUCGCCAAGCUCUCCCAGAGUCCCCUAGCAGCCCAGGAGGAAGGGACCCUGGGUGAAGCGUGGGCUCAGCUCAAGAAGAGUCUGUCUGAUGAAGCUGAUGUCCAUCUCAAGUUCUCCUCCAAGCUCCAGAGUGAAGUGGAGAAGCCCUUGCUGAUCUUCCGCGGGGACAAUUUCAAGAAGGACAUGAAGAAGUACGAGCACAACAUCGCCGACCUCAGGAAGCAGCUCCUCAGUCGCUACGCCGGCGUGGAGAAGGCCCGUAAAGCACUGGCUGACCGGCAGAAGGACCUGGAGGUGAAGACCCAGCAGCUGGAGAUCAAGCUGAGUAACAAGACCGAGGAGGACAUCAAAAAGGCCCGCCGCAAGUCCACGCAAGCAGGAGAUGACCUCAUGCGCUGCGUUGACCUCUACAACCAGUCCCAGUCGAAGUGGUUUGAGGAGAUGGUCACCUCAAGUUUGGAGCUGGAGCGUCUGGAGGUGGAGCGGGUGGAGAUGAUCCAGCAGCACCUGCGCCAGUACACCACGCUGAGGCACGAGACGGACAUGUUCAAACAGAGCACUCUGGAGCCGGUUGACCAGCUCCUGCGGAGUGUGGACCCAGCCAGAGACAGAGAGCUGUGGGUGCAGGAGCACAAGACAGGCGAUGUGAGGCCCGUGGACAUGGACAUUUAG
Molecule: messenger RNA, 1713 nt
Organism: Clupea harengus (Atlantic herring)
Lineage: Eukaryota; Metazoa; Chordata; Actinopteri; Clupeiformes; Clupeidae
Product: growth arrest-specific protein 7-like
Biological process (GO): clathrin-dependent endocytosis; clathrin coat assembly; neuron projection morphogenesis
Cellular component (GO): plasma membrane; clathrin-coated pit; cytoplasm
Molecular function (GO): protein binding
Source: RefSeq, a predicted model, not a curated record